This is a messenger RNA of Conger conger (European conger), 4157 nucleotides long. RefSeq names its product thyrotroph embryonic factor-like. The transcript is spliced from 4 exons. The coding region runs from base 892 to 1962 and encodes 356 amino acids. The record is from RefSeq and is a predicted model, not a curated record. Gene Ontology annotation, cellular component: nucleus. Lineage: Eukaryota; Metazoa; Chordata; Actinopteri; Anguilliformes; Congridae. Gene Ontology annotation, molecular function: DNA-binding transcription factor activity, RNA polymerase II-specific; RNA polymerase II cis-regulatory region sequence-specific DNA binding. Gene Ontology annotation, biological process: regulation of transcription by RNA polymerase II.
CCUCGGCUCUAGCACAAACUGCUUCUUGGUCUUCAGAGACAGAGCGGGAGAAAAGCGAAAGAAAAACAUUGCAGUUGAUUGCAUGGCUCACAAUUUUAUUUUUUGAUGGAAAAUAUAUUAUCUAUUUACCUGUUAUCAGAAAGGGCGAAGUGAAUUAAAAUAUUAUCGUCGCUGAAGAAUAACCUGCAUUUCUUUCAAGUUUUCACGUUAAAAUAUUAUUACGACAGCCUGUUUCUCUGACUAAGUUGAAGGCUGUCUAACCUCGUUGACUCUCGAUGGACAUCCGUCCGUUCAUUUUAUUUUAAAUGGAAUAUAUAAGUCCAAGUCGGGAGGAAAAUCUACGUAAUUUCAUUGGAAACAACAAAUAAAGGAAUAUCGUAAACUCAAGGACUGGAUCAGUCGCCUAUUGUAAAGAUCAAGCUGCUGCGUUUUUUCAAGAACUGUUUAAUGCUGAACGAGGAUACUACAGAUAACACACACGAAGACGAAAUUAAAUACCUAAUUUUUAGCGGAACAGUUGAAGACACAAAUAUCAAUAGCCUAUUUUAUAUUGACAAUUAGCCAGAGAAAUUAACGCAACGUCCAUAUACAUAGGUAGAUGUAUUAUAUUGAAUAGGCCUAUAUGCAUUCAGAGAUAGCAAAAUAUAUAUACACAUAUACAGUUGCACAAACAACUUGGCAAACUAGUGUCGCGGCAGGGGGUGGGAACCCUAAGUAAAACAAUAAUAUCAGACUAUGUGCAUGUCUAUUCGUACACGUAGUUGUCUUUCGUAAUAUACUAACGUUGUAAAAGUAUCACUAUCUGAUCGAUAAACUGGGGAUUCGUUGUGUCAGCUGCCCCAACCCUCAACAACCAGCUCGAGCGCGCCAGGAAUCAGCGGCUGUCUAGUGAUGUCCAGGCCACUCUCACAACUUCUACCCCCAGACCUGCCUGCUGGAGCAAGCCCUCAAUUCGGAAGUGGCAACGCGGUGAAUGGUUCCCCGAGCGGUGGGCAUUUGAAUACCAUGGCCAGCCUGAAGUCCCUUCUGCAGCUCCCCAUCAAAGGUGACCAGCGAGGCAAAGACUGUUGCGAUACGAAAGACAAAGACAAGCCCCUGGACUCAGACGAGGAUUCGCUGGGCGGGGUGGUGGGGGUUGGAGGAGGUGGCGGUGGGUGCAGCCUGCGCUCCUCCUCCCAGUCAGCCUUCCUGGGACCCCUGCUUUGGGAGCGCACCCUGCCCUGCGACGGGGGCCUGUUCCAGCUGCAGUACAUGGACCUGGAGGAGUUCCUCACGGAGAACGGCAUGGGCUGCAUGCACGGCAACAGCUCCAGCUCCGCCCAGAUUCCCUCCCAGAGCUCCCAGUCCGCCAUCCCCAACCAGAGCUCCCAGUGCCCCCCCUCAUCUCCCCCGCCCUGCUCCUCUUCCUGCUCCUCCAUGUCUUCUUCCUCCUCCUCGUCCUCGCUGCUGGAGCUGGAAAUGCAGCAGGCGCCGCAAAGCAUUCUGGGAGGCUCAGAUUGUCUACAUGUCCCUCCCGACCAAUCACCCUCCUCUUCCCCGUCCUGCGCCCCACUGCCUGGACCCCCCACAGCCAACGCAGAUGGCGUGGUGGUAAACUUUGACCCGGACCCUGCUGACCUGGCGCUGUCUAGCGUACCGGGCCAAGAGGCUUUCGACCCCCGAAGUCACCGCUUCUCUGAAGAGGAGCUCAAGCCACAGCCCAUGAUCAAGAAGGCCCGGAAGAUGCUGGUGCCAAAUGAGCAGAAGGAUGACAAGUACUGGAACCGACGGUACAAGAACAACGAGGCGGCCAAGAGGUCGAGGGACGCCAGGCGGCUGAAGGAGAACCAGAUCACAGUGCGGGCGGCGUUCCUGGAGCGGGAGAAUGCGGCUCUGCGGCAGGAAGUGGCCGACAUGCGCAAGGAGCUGGGCCGCUGCCGUAACUUCCUCAACAAGUACGAGAACCGGCACGGAGACUUGUGAACAGGAGGAAGAGGACGGCAUGUCCGGGGAGGAAUGUUUUUUUUAUCUGACCAGACACAAAUGGAGGACAAAAAAAAAAACAGAGACAGGUGAAAAGUGAUCCUGGAGGAGAGGGAGCACCUUGCGGUGGAGAAAGAUUUGGAUUUUUGAUGAAAACAGUGUUGUAAUUUUUUUUUUUCUAUGAUAAAACAUUGUAUAUUUUUGAACUGGGUGAGUCAAAGUAUGGAAGGAGUUAGAGGAUUAAGAGUUAUUGGAUAAGUGAGUCACAUAGGGCAGAGAGGCCAUUUUGACACAGGGAAUCUGUAUAUUUUUAUAUUUGCAAAGAGAGAGUUGAGAGGAGAUUUUGGAAAUAAUCUUUUGUAUAUUUUAUAUAUUGGUGGGAGGGGUUGGGUGAUACAGAGAGAGGAUGGGGCAGUCAGGAAGGUUUUAAAACAGGAUUACCAGGAAUAUUUUCUUUCUGGUUAAUGAAUCCUUCAAGAAGAGAAUGAAACAGAUGCGAUCAGGGCUUGGGUGGUGUAACUUGAGCAAUGGUAUUUUUGAGUGGAAUUGUGUUUAAUGGGUAACUGGGUAUUCAGUUACAAUUUCAGAAAAAAGGAAAACACAAUGAAAAGUGUAUAGUUGAAAUUAUAUUUGUGAGUUCAUUCAAGCACUUAAUUUGUUAUCUUCCCUUUGGUUCCUUUAUUGAAUUAAAAUGUAUGCGUGUCAGCGAGGCUAUGGGGAAGAAGCAAGAGACUGUAAAACAACUAAUCACAGCGAUAGCUGCAUGAUCAUAUGCAGAGAACUUUCCAGGUAUAUAUUUAAAUGGGUGAAUAUGUGGAUUAAUACACAUAUGCCCAUACAAACAUACGCACACGGUCGUACACAUGUAAACAUGUAUCUCACUAGUCACAUUGGUUCUUUGUGUACCCUUGAGCAUGAAUUACGCUGUAAAUGUGACCAUGCACAACUGAGGGUACUGCAGAGACAGUUAACCAUUCAUUAAUGAUCACCUAUAAAUAUUCUCUCUCUCCGCAGGAUAUGUAAACAGAGUAAAACUGGUUUAGAAGUCACCCAGGUUCAGUCGGCUGUGACUCCAACGCACACUUUUAACAUGGCAUUUCAUUUUUAUGGCCCUUCUGAAUGGUUCAGUGCAAAUCACAACCAUUUCUGUGACUACACACCCAGAACAGUACUGCCUACAUAGUUUCAGGUUUUGUAAAAAGAAAUGACAUACAAUAUUACAUAAUGCAACAUAUUUAUAUCUCCAAGAACUAGUCCUAGUCCUCAUGACAAAUCCAAGCUCGCAUUUUUAAUUGUUACCUUGAGAUAAUGUACUAUUUUCAGCUCAAUAUACAUGUCAGAAUAUUGGUGGUCAGUUGUGGAAUCUCAGAAAUAAUCAGCACACCACCAACUCGCCGUGGGGGAAAGGUUCUUUAAAAAACCUUUGUUAGUUUAGUCAUCAGGAUUAAAUGUCAUUCUUUGUAUUAUGAUUACAAUUAUAAUUAUAAUUGCUAGUAUUAUUAUUAUUGUUGUUGUUAUGUCUCUUUAUUGUUUUGUUAUAAGCAUUCUUACCAGUGGCUUUCUGGAGGUUUAUGCUUUUCUUUUACCUUUACCGCCCUUAUUUCAAGACCAAUUAAACUACACUUGAGCCAGUUUACCAUCAGCACCAUCAAGCCCCGGGUGCAAUGUGGGGGCUUGCGUCUUGUCCUCGUGUCUGAAUUUGAUACAAAUUCAAAGGAGAGAAAAAAAAAAAAGAGAAGACCCUUUUCAGGAAGUGUUCCGAUUACCCAUCUCAGCAGCCUCCCUCAUACCAGAUACUUUGACCAGGUGCUGCUUAUCCCAUGAAUCUGGGAUUUUUCUUUUUCUUUUUUUGUAACCUGGAAAUUGUUUGUAGAAGCUUAUAAACUUUUGACAGUACUAUUUUUAUAUGUGGCUGUGUGAGCAUACAACAACUUUCAGGGACUUUUGUGGCCCACUGUUUUUUCAGUAUGCUACCAAACUGGAUUGCGGGUAAUAUAGUCAUCCUUUUUUCUCUCUCCUGAAGUAGAUUAUGAACACUUCUUCAUCUGACUUUUAUGAACUGCUUGUCCCGUGACUAUGCCACAAGCCUGCAGGUAAUACCUAUCAUUCCUGUCUGAGGGGAUGUUGGAGAUGUCAGGGGGAAUUCUGUCUGAAACACAAAUAAAAGAUUACCCUUACUCACUGAUUAAACGUUA